This is a messenger RNA of Aspergillus steynii IBT 23096, 1358 nucleotides long. RefSeq lists its product as uncharacterized. The transcript has a single exon. Bases 431 to 1306 code for a protein of 291 amino acids. NCBI's taxonomy places the organism in Eukaryota, Fungi, Ascomycota, Eurotiomycetes, Eurotiales, Aspergillaceae. The record is from RefSeq and is a predicted model, not a curated record.
GAGUGAAACUUCACAAUCCAAUUUUAUCCGAGUCAUAUUGCUCAUAAAAGCCGUUGUUUCUUAACAUUCCGUCAACUGAUAUGACCAGCCUCUUGCCGACUAUUUAGUCGAGGUUUGGUUCACUGGUCUAGCCAGGCGGGUUUUGUUUCUCCAGUUCCGAACUUUCGACCCUCGGCAUCUUCACCGGACAACGACAUCGCCAACCGCCGUCCCCUGGCCACACCCUCGUCGGAGAUUCACUCCACGAUGCAAGCUCCACAAGGGAGCCAAGCCAUCCAACAUGACGAUGCCGAUACCGAUCAGUGGAAGGAGCCUAGGAACGAGGCAGUCAGUGUGACCCUCGCCUCAUCGCCAUGCGUCUUACCGUUUUUAUUUCGCUUCUAACGCUCUCUCUUUUGCUCACGCACCUUAGACGAUUGAGGCGGACUUGAUGGAUCGGAUCUGCGCGGUCACCACGACCUCACCCGACGGCGUGACAUUCACGCCCUCGCUGCGCGAUCAUCCGCCGCCGCUGGUCCCCGCGGAUCGGAUCCGGCAGGGUCUGAAUAUCUGCCCACAUCGGCUGAAUGGGUGCUUCUUGCUCGAGCUGGACGCGGCGACGAUUUUGAAAGUCGGCGAGACGGUCCGCAUGGGGGAAGCGGAGGCGAUGAUUCUAGUCAGGAACCAGACGUCGGUCCCCGUGCCCCGGGUCUUUAAUGCUUAUGUGAUCGCGGAGAUCGGGUUCAUCGUGAUGGAAAAGAUACACGGCGACGAGCUGGCCGAGACGCUGCCCCGCGCCGUCAAGAAGGCUCUCGCGCGGGAACUACGAGGGUAUAUACAGCAAUGGCGCCAGCUCCGGGGCUCCUUCUUCGGCUCCGUCGACGGCGGUCCGUGCCAGGACGUAAUCUUCAAGCAUCCCUGGGAGAACAGGGAGUAUGACUAUGGGCCGUUCGCCUCGCGCGAGGACUUCAAUAUAGGCAUGGUAGAGGCCCUGAGGAGGUCGAGGCCCAAUUUAACGCUGGAGACGGACGAGGAUGCGCGCUUUGCCGAGGAGCUCCUCCUCUCGGGGGCUGGGCAGACGGAAACCUGCAUAUUCACCCACGGCGACUUGGACCAGUCGAAUAUCAUCGUCCGGGACGGGAAGAUCUCCGGCAUCAUCGACUGGGGGGUGGCGGGGUAUAGCGUGCCGGAGAGAGAAUACUUUGGCCUGCGGUGGCCAACGCUAGAUGAAGAGUGGCGCGACCUCUCCACGUCCAUCCUGCCCCCGGAUGGAUACGAAUACUGGAAAACCGUCAACCGUGAAAUGAUGCGAUACACGUGUAUCUAGAUAGCAUAUAGAGCCAUCCUGUCAUAUCCUCAGUCUCCCUCCCCGCGCCCCU